UUGCUGCCCCAAAAAAAAAUUCCACGAGCAACUGUGGUUCACUCUCUCCAUGGCAAAUUUUCGAUCCCAGAAUACAUUUACAUGUUUAAUUUGCAUUUCGUGUCUCUUCACUCUCUCUACUCUUGACAUUACUUCAGCCUCGUAUGUUCUCCCUAAUCACAACUUCAUCAACUGUGGUUCAGACGCAGCUCUCACCCUCUACGGCCGGCAGCGUUUCACCGGCGACGACCAUCCCGACAACUACGUACUCCACUCCGCCGGCGGUAAUAAAGUCGAAGAUACCCUCAAUUCAUCAGCACCUCAACUCUAUCGAACCGCAAGAGUUUUCCGAAAGCCGUCUUGAGUUCUUGAUCAAUGUUGCUGCUGCGAGCAAGUUGAGGAUUGUUUUUGCGCCGGAUGAGAGAGAGAGAUCCUUCGCCUUCGUCAAUGCAAUUGAAGCCUUCCUUGCGCCGCCCGAUUUCGUUCGAGACUCUCCCCCACAUGUAACUCGACGAGGAAGUGACGGAACCUAUAACGGCGUCUUAUAUUUUCCGUUGCGCGUUGUUCAUCGGAUCAACGUCGGAGGGGAAAAUGUUACGCCGGAGAACGACACGAUGAUGAGGUAUUGGAUUCCUGAUGAUGCUUACCUGCUCCUUAACAGUACUGCCAUUGAUAAAGCUUAUGAUUCUGAGAUCAAGUAUGGUGAAAGAGCUACAAAAUUUGAUGCUCCUGAUUCUGUUUACAAUACUGCCAAAGUUUAUGGUGGAAGGCCUUCAAACAAUUUCAGCAUUUCGUGGCGGUUUGGAGUUGGAAAGGGUGCUCAGCAUCUCGUUCGGUUGCAUUUCUGUGACAUUGUUAGUAAAACGACGAAUGAGAACUUUAGUUUCUAUCUAUAUAUCUAUGGUGGUUUCGGAACAAAGGUGUAUCCUUGGAGUUUUAUUUCUGAGCCGGCAGCUCCUUUUUACAUGGAUAUCGUGGUUGAUUCGGAUGAUUCUGGUUUCAUGAAUAUAAGCGUCGGUCCACACCCACAAUCAAUGGUUAAGUCAGCAUUCUUGAAUGGUGUUGAGAUCAUGGAGAUGAUUAGAGUUUUAGUAGAUAGCAAUUCAAUAGAAAAAAAAUUGCAUUUGCAUUCGCAUAUGAUUAUUGGUUGGAGCGUUGGAGUUGUGGUUUUGGUAACAUUAGUGUUGAUUGUGCUCAUCUUUUGCUUGAGAAGAAACAAGUGGGAGGCCAGUGAGGCUUCCAAGUGGAGAUUAGUACCCAUUCGCGGAGGAAGUUCGCACAGCAGCAAAACUAGUGUCACUGGCUCCAUCCACGCUGAUCUGAACCUCGGACUCAAGGUACCACUGUCGUUAAUCCACUUUGCGACAAGGAAGUUCAGCCAGAAGCUGAUGAUCGGAGAGGGUGGAUUUGGCAAAGUCUACGAGGGAAAGCUGAGGAACGGCGCCAAAGUUGCUGUAAAGAGAAGUGAGGCAGGGCAUGGGCAGGGCCUUGAAGAAUUCCACACAGAGAUAAGAGUGUUAUCCAAGAUUCGGCACCAACAUCUGGUUUCUCUGAUGGGAUACUGUGAUGAAAGAGACGAGAUGAUACUGGUCUACGAGUUCAUGGAGAAGGGAACUCUAAGAGACCAUCUCUACACCUUGGAAGGAGAGUCGAAGACACCAGUGGCUUCACCCUCUCCGUUUUCAUGGGAUCAGAGGCUUAGGAUCUGCAUUGGUGCGGCGAGGGGUCUGGACUAUCUUCACACUGGCUGCACCGAGACAAUCGUUCAUAGAGACAUCAAGUCCACAAACAUCUUGUUGGACGAGAACAACGUGGCGAAAGUUGCUGAUUUCGGGCUCUCUGUUACGGGCUCUGUUGAUGAGACUCAUUUCACCACUCAAGUGAAAGGAAGCUUUGGGUAUUUGGACCCUGAGUAUUACACAUGUUUGCAGCUAACUCCGAAAUCCGACGUCUACUCGUUUGGAGUGGUGCUUCUUGAAGUGCUGUGUGCAAGGCCCGUAGUGGACCGUUGCCUUCCUAAAGAGCAAGUGAACUUGGCUGAUUGGGGAAUGUCAUUGCAGAAAAAGGGGCAGCUAGAGAGCAUUGUUGAUCCUUUUCUUGUGGGCAAGAUCAAUCCCGACUCUUUGAGGAUAUUUGGUGAGACAGUGGAGAAAUGCUUGCAGGACUCGGGUGAUGAUCGCCCCUUCAUGUCCGAGGUCUUGUGGCGUUUGGAGCAUUGCUUGCAGUUUCAAGUAUCGGGGGGUGGUGGUCGCCUCGGGCAGCCACACCAGGACAGCACAACGGGCUUCUCGUUGGGCUUGCCCGCGCAUGUUGUCCGAAGGUUACCUUCUAAUAGCAUGUCAGUUUCUGAAGAUGAAGUGGCCUUGAGAUACUACAAUUUCUCAGAUGAAAGUGAGGUUGAUGUUAGUAGUCAUGUGGUGUUUUCCCAGUUGGGAUUUGGUGGUGCCAGAUGAUUUUGAUCUCAUCUUCAUUUUAUGCAGCUUAAGUUGUUUGUUUUUUUUGUUUUGUUUCCUCUUGAUUCUAUGUAUUGCUGUAGGAGUAAUUGAUUUCAGUUUUGUUGUUAAAUAAACAUGGUAUUAUUCAA
Salvia miltiorrhiza (redroot sage) is the source of this 2563-nucleotide messenger RNA. RefSeq names its product probable receptor-like protein kinase At5g24010. Bases 144 to 2432 code for a protein of 762 amino acids. The record is from RefSeq and is a predicted model, not a curated record. NCBI's taxonomy places the organism in Eukaryota, Viridiplantae, Streptophyta, Magnoliopsida, Lamiales, Lamiaceae. Gene Ontology annotation, molecular function: ATP binding; transmembrane receptor protein tyrosine kinase activity. Gene Ontology annotation, cellular component: plasma membrane; plasmodesma. Gene Ontology annotation, biological process: protein autophosphorylation. The transcript is spliced from 2 exons.